CAUUGUUGUUUUGAAGCUUGAAAUGCAUCUCAGUAAUAAGCAAAUAUGAGAGAAAUAUUGAAGUAAAUGACUGUUAUUUAGAAUAUUUAUGUGUGGAAGUGCCUCUCAUGAUUGUACAUGGAUAAAAUAGUGAACUAGGGGAUGAAACAAUCACCUAAAAAUGGACUACCGGAAGAAGCUGUUGCUGCAGGGCAACCGGGCGGCCAUCUUGCAAGACCUGGAGGUGGCCGACGUCGUCGACCAACUGCUCUCGAGUGGCGCCAUCACGGCGGAUGACAUGGAAUCAAUGGAUACCUAUUCAACACGCGUAGAAAAAACAAAGUAUCUCCUAGACGUCAUAGAAAAUGGUACAGACAGCGCAUUCCAAGCGUUCCUGGACUGUUUGGAGAAGGACUACCAGUGGCUGUGGGUGCUGCUGACUGCGGACGCCAGUCCUGACGCCUUCAACAGCAGCAUAGAGGACAGCCUCAGCAAGGGCGAUGUGCCGAGGUUGCCGCAGUUCUAUGUCCGGAGGCCUUUGGUGGAACGGAACGUCCUACGUCACUUGGAGAAGCUGCAACGCCACAAGGCACUGGUGCUGCUGGGCACUAUAGGGUCCGGCAAGAGCAGUGUGGCGGUGAGCGUGAUCAGGAACACGCCGGAGCUGGUCAGCGACAGCUUCCAUGGGCGGGUGUUCUGGCUCAACUGCAGCAACUGCAAGAGCGACUACGACCUCACUGCGCUUCAGAGCAAGUUACAACGUAAAACAGCAAUACAAACAGCAUACAAUAUGAAUUCGUCCAUAUCCAUCCCCAGUAUGAGUUCCGUAGGCGACACCUCCAUAUCCGGCUACGAAAGGUCUUGGGAGGAACUGAGAGAUGUCCUCAAAGACGUGUUCAGUAUGCCAUCCUUGAGUGGCUCCUUGUUGGUCCUGGACGAGGUCAAUGACCGCGGCUGCGUCGACGCGUUUGACAUAGGGUGCAAGAUUCUCAUCACUACUAGGGAGAAAAGUGUUUAUGCUAAUCUGGAUGCUGAAGUUAUUAACAUCGAUAACCAUUUAAAUGACAACGAAGUUCUAGAACUAUUCGCCAACUGCCUCGGCGUGCGCGUAUUACAACUGCCGCGUCAGGCGAAGAAAUUACAAGAAGCGUGCAAAGGAAAAAGUCCCUUCCAUCUAGCGUUAAUAGGGGCCCAAUUGGCGGAGAACAGAGAGAGUUUGACAGACACGGGGACUCCGCUUUGGAAGCACUACAUCAAUAAUAUUGAAAAGAAGACUUUCUUUUCAAUAUUCAACAUCGAAAAGCCAGAGAAGCCAGAAAAGGUGAUGAAAUUCUGCCUGGAUUCAUUAGAGAAUGAUACUUUUAAUCUGUUCAAAAUGUUGGCAAUACUGCCCGACAACAUCAAAGUAUCCGCACAAGUGCUUAGUAAACUGUGGCUGAGGAGCAUCACCGAAGUGCAAUCUAUCCUAAAAAAGCUGAAAAAUAAAUCCCUAAUCAACGAAUCGUACGAUAAAGACCACAAAACUUACAAAUACGAAACGCAUGAGAUUAUUCUAGAUUAUUUGAAAGGGUGUUCCACGGAGGAUGAGAAACACAAGUGGCAUAGUAACUUUUUAAGGAAUUAUCAUUAUGGCAACACUACGGAUACCACGGUGGAUAUCGACGACGAUGGUUAUAUAGCGUUUUUUAUCGGAUAUCAUUUGGAGAAUACGCACAAUAUCGAUAAUAAUUACGCUAUGUUUCACCGGCUGUUCUUGGAUCUCAAGUUUCUCGGGAACAAAGUCAGAUUGACCGGCCAAGCUGAUGUCAUAUAUGAUUUGCAGAAGUAUGAGAAACAUAUUGUCGAACAUGCUCUGGACCGCGACCUCGUGAUCUCGAUAGUGGCGUUCCUGAAGAAGUACGGCACGGACCUGUACAGGUACCAGUGCACGGACGUGGUGCAGACCGUGCUGCAGCACGAGGCUAAAGGAUUACUGUACAAGAGGGCCUACGACGUGGCGCAGGACUGCGUGGCUCACAACGAACUCUAUUUUGAUUUCUCGGACCGAUGUUGUGCGCACACCCCAACGUAUAAUAAGGAGGGCCACAUAAUCCCAUUUCGGAGUGGAUGCCAUGAACACAACGUUGAAGAAAUAAUACCGUCCACAAUUGAUGUGAAGGAACCCAUUACAUCCUGUUGUUUUCAAUUUGACUAUGUACUGAUCGGCACACAAAAGGGAAAUGUUAAGAUUUUCCAUCUCCAUUCAAACAAACUGAAGGGCGAGAUAUUCGCCGCCCGCAGCCCUAUAAAAUGGAUUGGCGCGUGUCCCGUACAGCCGGCUAAAGUUGCUAUACUGUCCGCCGACGGGGACAUCUACCUGUGGACCAUCAAGGAAGAGGACACUGGUACUAUUGAAGAAGAAUCCGAAGACCACCAAUCAUCGACACCAUCGCUAAACAGCCCCAUCCAAAUCCACCCUCAAAUGCGGCCCUGUCUCAACGCCCGCUGGUCGGACCACGAUGCCAUACUGCUCACUCACACUCCCAAAACCAUAGUUUUAAACAACACGGACGGACAGACAAUACAACAUAUAGAUGUAGACAGAUCGGACGAUGUGGUGUGCUGUAGUAUACUCAAUGAUAAGUUUAUUGUGGCCGCGAUUAAUAAUAGUGGGGCUUAUAGUGUGGUGCUAAUUGAUAAUAUGUCGCAGAGCAAUGUGAUGACCAUUGAGGAGAAUGAUAGGAUUGUUAAUCUAAUCGUUGUACCUGGAACCAAUAAAAUUAUAACACUCAAAGAAAAAGAGGUGACGCAGCACAAUUUGAAAAUAAACUACUCGUCCUACCAAAACAAGUACAUUUGCAAGAGCGAGAAAGUGAUAUCGAGCGACGAUAUAAAGGACAAGCUGACUUUCUUGUCUAUGGCCGUGAAUAAAACUGGCACCAUGCUGUUCGUGUCCACUUGUGAUCAACGUGUCAAAUGCAUCGAUUUGAAUACCUAUAGGGCGUUUGACAUCGAGAAUCGGCGUGGCAACGUGACCACGAUGGACGUGAGCGAAAUUCCGGCGGACGAUGAUUUCCUUCCCGGAAUGGACGUGUUGCUCACCGGGACUGGAACUUUCGAGAACUCCGCCAAAGUCUGGUUCAUGGAUUCUUCAUUCGUGUCGCUGAAGAGGCAACAGAUUGACAACGUACGCCUAACAAAGCGUUUCGACGUCAGUUUCACCAACACACUAUCCCCCAUCACCCCCACGAGUUCCACAGCGUCCGAUUCAGUCAGCAACUCUAGUACUCCAAGAAGAAUCCAAUCAUUCGCCGAACGAAGCGAGAACGUUAAGAAACCAGCGGCUAAAGCGCUGAGUUUGGAUCGCUUCUCGCUGAAACCGCUGAAUUUGAAGGGCGCUUGUAAUAAUAAUGAGGGAGUGCAGCCGUUGCUGGCUGUUGUGGAUGACACUAAUAACAUACAGGUUAUGCGCGGCAGAAAGCUACUAACAAAAAUCCCAACAAACGUAGACGACCAAGUGAACGUAGUAGUGAUAUCUCCCUGCAACCAAUACAUUAUAUUCGGCCUCCGCUCCGGCCACGUGAACAAAUUCACCGUCAGAACAAAAGACAAACGCCUCAUUAUGGAUCUCGGCAGUCCUAUACAGUACUUGAACUUUGUUGAGUCUACCCUGUUGAUAGUAUCCGGCGAGAAUCGGUGUAUAAUGGCAUAUAAGAUGUCUCAUGAUGGGAAUUGGGAGUCGAAGAUGUUGCAACAGGGAGGGUGCCAUCUUGGGUCUACGGAGAUGCUAAAUGAUAUACAAGGUGUGAAGAAGAAGAACGGGCAUUCGGACAGCUUCUCCGACUCGGGCAGCACAUCCGCCUCACUGUCAGAGAGCAGCACUCUGGUUGACUGCUUCUGGUUGCCGGAAUACGGGCUCAUUACAGUCGAAUUUAACGCUGUUGUCAAACUGUGGGGCAGGAGUCUCAACUUAGAGAGUGUUCUCAAUGCUUCUCAUCCGCGUCAAAAUGGCGUCAAAGCGACUUGUGCCGCGUGUAAGAAGAGCGUUUUGGUGAUAUGCGAUGGCAGCACUAUGUCGUUCCAGGUCUUCCAUAUGGUGAAAGAAGAGGACAGCAAACUAAGACUGAGUUCGAAGGGCCAACAAAGAUUGACCAGCGCGAUCACAACCUGCGACCUCACAGCCGACGGCAGCAAGCUGGCGCUCGGCACUGACUCCGGGACUAUUGAGAUUUGGAACGUAUCUCAACGCGCUACUCGCAUCACAAUAUUACGUCACCACAAAUCCCGAGUCACCAGUUGUGCUUUCUCUCCCGUUCCCGAUCGGUUAUACCGCUCUAACCUCAUGCGGUCUCCUUCUAUUUCUCAUUCUCCGCCGCAAUUCAAUGGGACGAGUGACGAACCACCUUUAGUAUUGUUGACUAUGGCUGCCGAGAUUGUGUGGUGGAACGUCAGCUUUAUACUCACACUGCCUAUAAAUAGGAACACCAACGUCCUAUCCCCUCUGCUGUCGCCAACAGACAAUAGGACUGAUAAUUCAGUGUCCGGCAGUGUGAACAACAAUAAUGUAUCGCAAAACGUGUUCUUCGGCAACGGCAACCUGAACGCGCAUGAUUGCUGGAAAGCCGUUUGGAAACGCAAGAGAUGCAAGAAAGGUUCGAAACGCCAAGAGAUCCUUGCAUGCAUAAAACUCUCAGGCAUGAACGCCAAGAAGAUCAGCCACAACGAAGACUUCUCCUGUUUUGUGACCGUGGACAACUCGGGCCACGUCCACAUCCUGAACGUGAUGAGGCCCGCCACGUAGCACCUUCACGGUUAUGGGGCCCAGGUACCUUCGGUAGCCGUAAGAUCACUGCCUGCCUUAUUAAUUAUGUUGUCUUAUGUCGCCAUAGGUUACUUGUAUUUAGAAACGUUGUAUACGCUUUUUAUGGAGCAAUAACGAAAAUUAUUUAAAUUGAUGAAUACAUUUUUAGGAAAUUUUUAGAUUUUUUUUUACAUAUCAUUUCAUUCAACUGUUCAAAAAAUGCAACUAAAAUUGUUGAACUUGUAGAACUGAACUUAUACAACGUUUCGACAUCGUCGUGUAGCCAUUUCCAUGCCAUUUAGUAUAAAACGGUUAGUUCAGACUGUCACAUGUGGAUUUAAAAAAUAAACCGCAUGUUUUAGUGCUAAAUAUUUAUUUUAUACUUCGACCCAAAUAGAAAUUGUUAAAUGUGUUCAGCUCAUGAAUUUUUAUUCAUAAUGUAAUAGUUGUACCACCCGCCUUGAGAUUAGUAACUAUACAAUAUAGUAGCUAUACAAUACAUAUAGAAUUAUACCUGCUUAGAUGGUAACAUGAAAUGUGAGAACAUUCGUGUCCCGUGCAAUGCAUUUUUAUAAACCUAUGAAAGUUUGCAUAUUCGACUUGUGAUUUAUUUGAUAAAUAGUUCUAAGAUCAAAGUUAUGAACAAAUAUAUUUAAUCGAUAAGGUGUAGUCAAUUUUAUAAACAAAUAUUUUGCUUCAAUUCGCGUUGUAUGUUUUUCGUAAUUUUAUGGUUUUUUUAUUCUAAUUUCAAAUGCGUAGUUUUUUUUGUGAACCAAGGUCCGAAUAUCAUAGUAUACUUGUGACUUCUGUUCAUCUGCUUAUGUCUGCCUAAAUAUUUAAAGUGACCAAUUGAAGUGGCUUACAACAUACAAUUAUUAUAAAAGGUCAGAAAUAGAUAUAUUUUUAAUUUACUAACCGAAAAUUAGGCAUUCAUUAAGCAUAUAAUUUCUAUAAGUUUUAUGUUUUUCUAUUCAUUUUAUACGUAUCUUUUUUUAAUGUGCUUUUGCUUAUUGUAUAAUAACCAACAACGAAUGAUUUGCUCAUCUUGAUAACGUAAAUACGAAUAAUAUUUUACGAACAAAAUUGUACAAUUUUGAAUUAUUUUUUAUCUAAAGGAGUUAAUAUUAGGGUUUUGUUGACACGAAAUCGUGAUAUUUUGAAACCAUUUUAAUACUCUGGAUUGAUCUGAAAUAAAUACGUACAUGUAAUAUUUAAAAACCAUGACACAACGAAGGAAUUGUAACUAUGCAAUCGACAAAUUUAUUAUUAAAAGUAUAUUUUGUUGAUUGAGUCUAUGUGAGUGACUCAAAGAGAGUUGAGAAAAAUAUUAUAUUCAAUAGGAAAUACUUAAGAUGAUUAACUUUUGUUCAGCCCAAUUCGUGAAAAAGAAAACUGUUGAAUGAUUCAAUAAGUGAAAUCUUACUCCUGAAUUAAGAACCUAGUUUUUUCUUUUGUAAAAUUAGCAAUAUAAAUUUAAAUAAAUUCUAUUUUUAAUGAGGAUUAAGGUAGUCAUCUCUGAUGCAGUUAUAAAGUUAGUACCUAGUGAUAGCCAAGCCAGCAUAAGUAGCUCAGCAGUGAAAUAUUUUUCUCUUCUCGCCAAUAAGAGUCGACACCGAGGCUUAUUUACUUACUGUCUUUAGGUUAAAUGGUCUGUGACUUACUGCCUAGAAGCACUGCCCGCUAUUUUUUAUUUUGCUACUAUUGUUCUCGAAACUGUGCUAUUAUAGUCACAAAAUGUCAUGAAACUGGUGCAUUUUUUAUCAUUAUUCCUAGAUAACUACUUCGCCUGGGUGAUUAUACUUUUAUGUUGUAAUAUAAAUUAUAUUUACUUGAGAUUUCAUACAAACAAUGCAAACAUGGUGUAAAAUUAUUCCAAAUAUUGCUAUGUAGGCAAUUUAUUGAAUGUCAAAAAUAUUUACCUUAUGAUGGAGUUGUUUUAUUAAAGAACCAGUUGUGUAAGGCAUUUAAGCAACUGUACAUUUAUUUUACUUUGAAAUUAAUGUAUAUUAAGAUGAUUGUACGUAUCGAAUCGUACGUAUCGAUCUCUAUUAUGGAUAUGUAAUAAUAAAUGAAUAGUUGGUGCUAAAGUAUUGACUGUUUUUAUAAAGUAUGUAUUUUAUGCGCACAACAUGCAAUCUCUUGACACUAAACCUGUAAAAAUAAUCGCAUUACUUUCGUCGUGAUUUUUACGUAAGUAUAUCCAAAAUAUCAUAUAUAAUUUACUCAAAUUGUCAUCCAUUUCAUUCACUUUUUAUAACAACAAUACAUUUGACAGAUAUGUUCUGUUUCUGAACUUAAAAAUAAUUUAAAGAUCCAAUUUGUUAAAAGAAAACUUCUUCCAGAUUUCUUCUGAUAAUAUAAGUGCAAGAUGUUGAUUGCAUGAAUAUUAAGUAAUUAUAACUUUAAGUGAAUGCUCAAGUUUGCAUUUUCUUGUACAUAUUUUAGUACAUUUUACUGUGUAAUCUAUAAUAUCUAUAUAUACCAUAAUAUUCAAAUGAUUAGAAUAAUGUUUUAUGUGUAAUUUUAAUUAAACUCAAAUAUGCUAGGGGAAUGAAUGCUAUUUUUAGAUCAUUUAAAUAAUUGUAAUAUUUUAUCAGUUAUUUAAGAUAAUUAUAUACUUUUUUUUCAUUA
This is a messenger RNA of Plodia interpunctella (Indianmeal moth), 7390 nucleotides long. It is a transcript of the gene Apaf-1, whose product is annotated as apoptotic protease-activating factor 1-like. The coding region runs from base 161 to 4759 and encodes 1532 amino acids. The record is from RefSeq and is a predicted model, not a curated record. The transcript is spliced from 21 exons. Gene Ontology annotation, molecular function: protein binding; ADP binding. Gene Ontology annotation, biological process: regulation of apoptotic process. NCBI's taxonomy places the organism in Eukaryota, Metazoa, Arthropoda, Insecta, Lepidoptera, Pyralidae.